AUGGACCCCAGACACACGCUCUACAAAACUUUAGAAACACUUGCUGUCGACCCGGAAGAUACGAUGAGUGCACCGACGGAUCAGCAGGCGGCGCCGUCUUCGGGCGUUACGCCCGAGGGCAUUGAGAAGAAGUUGAAGGAGGGAUUGGGCGCAGUGUAUGUGGAGAUUGCGGAUUUGAGUGGCGGGUGCGGCCAAAUGUACGAAGCCAUCAUCGUAUCACCACAAUUCACCAAGAAGACAACACUAGCACGCCACCGCCUCGUCAACUCCACACUCAAGGACGAAAUCGCCGCAAUACAUGCGUGGACGCCAAAGUGCCAUACACCGGAAGAGUGGGAGAAGAAGAAGCCGCAAUGA
Parastagonospora nodorum SN15 is the source of this 357-nucleotide messenger RNA. RefSeq lists its product as hypothetical. Gene Ontology annotation, molecular function: 2 iron, 2 sulfur cluster binding. Gene Ontology annotation, cellular component: cytosol; nucleus. The transcript has 2 exons. NCBI's taxonomy places the organism in Eukaryota, Fungi, Ascomycota, Dothideomycetes, Pleosporales, Phaeosphaeriaceae. Gene Ontology annotation, biological process: intracellular iron ion homeostasis. The record is from RefSeq and is a predicted model, not a curated record. Bases 1 to 357 code for a protein of 118 amino acids.